Messenger RNA from Monoraphidium neglectum, 345 nucleotides. RefSeq lists its product as uncharacterized. Bases 1 to 345 code for a protein of 114 amino acids. Lineage: Eukaryota; Viridiplantae; Chlorophyta; Chlorophyceae; Sphaeropleales; Selenastraceae. The transcript has 4 exons. Gene Ontology annotation, cellular component: thylakoid; chloroplast thylakoid membrane. The record is from RefSeq and is a predicted model, not a curated record.
AUGCAGCUUUCCCUGAAGCAAAACCGGGUUGCUCUGGGCGCCUCUGCCCGCCGGACGGCCGUGGCCGUCCGCACCCCCGUGCGUCUAUGCAAGUGGGACCGCGUCGAGAACAAGACCGGUGUGCUGCUCUACAGCUUUGGCGCCCUGACCGCAGUGUGGCUGGCCAGCACCAUCGUGUCGGCCGUCAACACCCUGCCCCUGGUCCCCAAGCUGUUUGAGCUGGUGGGCCUGACCUACACCUCGUGGUUCGCCUACCGCUACCUGCUCUUCCAGGAGACCAGGGACGAGCUCGUCAGGGAUGUGGAGGAGCUCAAGCAGAAGAUCACCGGCGGCAACCUCAAGUAG